This is a messenger RNA of Danio aesculapii, 1533 nucleotides long. It is a transcript of the gene gtf3aa, whose product is annotated as general transcription factor IIIAa. The transcript is spliced from 9 exons. The record is from RefSeq and is a predicted model, not a curated record. Gene Ontology annotation, cellular component: nucleus. NCBI's taxonomy places the organism in Eukaryota, Metazoa, Chordata, Actinopteri, Cypriniformes, Danionidae. The coding region runs from base 70 to 1173 and encodes 367 amino acids.
AGUUUACGUCGGUGAUCAAAAUGAAGGAGCACACGAGGGAGCUAAAAUUAUAUUGCUAAAUCUGAACAUAUGACAAUGGAUAAAAGUAAUGCCAAUGCUGAUCAACUGGGCGAAAUAUUCAUCUGUUCCUAUCCGGACUGUCACGCGUAUUACAACCGAGAGUGGAAGCUACAAGCGCAUCUCUGCAAACACACCGGAGAGAGGCCGUUUAAAUGCAAAUAUAAGAAGUGCAGCAAAUCUUUCUGUACGAAGCAUCAUCUUACUCGCCAUGUUCUGACGCACACCGGUGAAAAACCUUACAGAUGCACAGAAGACGGCUGUAAAGAAGGUUUCACCACAAAUGGCAACUUACAGAAACACAUUUCCCGGAUUCACAGACAAGAGACAAAACAGUACAUAUGUACAUUUGAAGGCUGCGGCAAAGCAUUCAAGAAAAAUAAUCAGCUGAAAACCCAUGAGUGCACACACACUCAGCUCCUACCUUUCUUGUGCACUCAUGAAGGCUGCGGGAGACGCUUUCCUCAGCGUGGUAAACUGAAGCGCCAUGAAAAAGUACAUAAAGGCUACUCUUGUGAGACCGAGGGCUGUUCGUUUGUUGCCAAAAACUGGACAGAGAUGACAAGCCAUAAAAAAGUACAUAUAGUGCGAGUUCAGUGCGAUCAGUGUCAGAAAACCUUCAGGGACAGCUGGUUCCUGAAGCAGCAUCAGCACGUUCACAGUGAAGAGCGUCUGGUGUUUCACUGUCCCCGAGAUGGGUGCACCCGCUCCUACACCACCGCAUUUAACCUGCAAAGCCACAUUCUGUCCUUCCACGAACAGCAGCGCUCCUUCAUCUGUGCCCAUCCUGGCUGCGGAAAAGCCUUCUCCAUGAAGCAAAGUUUACAGCGCCAUGGUGUGGUUCAUGAUCCUGAAAAGAAGCAGAUGAAGCCCCGUCCAAAACGUUCACUGGCAUCCCGCCUGAGUGGCUACAAAUCAAAGAAGACCCGUCAAACUAAAACUGAAUCGUCAGCGCCUCAGAUCAGCCAAUCGGAGAACCCUACACAUCCUCAAUCAGAUAACCAGCUGCACUCUUUAAGCUCUGAAACGUUACCAAGUUCUACUUUAGAGCCUGUAAAAUCUAUUUGUUCUUCUGCAAAUCCAGUGAUGCAUCUAUUAGAGCCCUUCUUAGUGUAGACUUCAAUGAUCCAUCAAGCCAAUUGAAUGAUUUUACCCACAAGACACCAUUUCUAAAGCAAAGUUUUUGGAGUUGUUGCAAACUAAACAUACAACUGGAGGAAAAAAAGACUUUUAUAAUGAAUUUUGAUGUAAUUAAGCUAAUUUAUGUUGGAUAUUUACAUUCAACAGCCUUUAUUACAUAUUCAUGAUUGUUUAAUGUUCUGUGUACGUUUAUUUUGCCUGCAAGUUCCUCUGUGGAGACUCUUAAUUUGAAGCACAUUGGGGCUAAUAGCAAGCAUUUCACAUAUGUUGUGUCGCAGUUGAUUGUUCAUCUAAACCUAUCGAAAACAUUGGCUAUAAAUUGAAGUCAUCAAUGAA